AUGGCCGACAAACUUCACAACGCCAUACGAUCCUUGUCCAUCGAAGAUGAUGAUCCGGUAACAUUACCAGACGAUCCGAAAUUCCGGGUUUUUGAUGCUAACGCUACCAGUUUGAUGGGGAGGCUUUUGAAUCCGGAUUGCCAACCAAUGGCCAAGAUAAUCAACUAUAUGCCCACGGCUUGGAGAGUGCAUGGUAGGGUACGAGGGAUUGCCCUUUCUCGUGACAGAUUCCAGUUUAUCUUCCAGCGGGAAGAGGAUCUCUUAACUCUCUUAAAAGAUCGGCCUUGGUCUUACAACCACUGGACAAUGCUCUUGGAGAGAUGGACCCCAAAUCCGCCAGCCUCGUUCCUUACAUCUUUGGACGUCUGGAUCAGGAUAAGGAAUAUACCGGUGAACUAUUAUACAUCUGAUACGAUGUAUGCCCUCGCUAAGAAGACUGGCAGGGUGGUGGAGUUGGCCUAUGACCCAAAGGUUUCGCAAACGACUGAUUACGUGCGUGCCAAGGUAUGCUUCAAUGUGGAGAACCCAGCCUUGGAGGCUAAGAAUCUCAUAACACCGGAGGAGGCGAACAGAGGUGGAACAUCUAAAGAAGGGGAAGCUAUUAGAAAUACUCAGAUACCAGCGCUGCUAGCUGCGCCUCUGGAAUCGCCUCCGGGUUUUCCUACGAUGUUUCCAGAACUAUCUAAAGAAGAUAGGCAAGCGGCCAUGAUGUAUGUCUCCCAUGCGGACGAGACUGAGAGGAGAGCUAGAAUCUUACGUGUCCAACAUUCCAUCGAAAAUGCGAAAGAUGAUGACACAAGUGUGCCUAUCAGAAUAUCCCACAACCUCAACAAAGAUAAAGGGCUGGUGUUUGGCUAUAGCCAUGGUGAUGAUAGCAACAGCGAGAGCAAUAAUACUAAUACUCUUCAUGCUGUCUCGGCCCCUGCUUUGCUAAAAGAUAAAGAGGACAGAGCUGCUACCUCUGGGGAACAGAGUGCUUCAUCCAACUUUCAGAUUAAUGGUUCAACGGUUUUCAGAUUGGGUAACACUACUUCAUCUGGAUAUACCGGAACUUCGAGAUCUAAAAGGAUUGAUCGGAAAAGACCACCAGCCUGGGUGAGAAGAGUGAGAACAAACAGGUACGGCGCUGGUGCUAUUGCUGUUUCACAAGGAGCAGUUCAGCCCAUGGAGGGAUCGGGGAAACGUAAGCCAGAGGACAAUAAGGGUCAGAGCUCAGACUACGUUGGAGCAGAGGGAUCUAAGAAACCAAACACAAACAAAAUUUCGGUGGCUUCCAGUUUGAAGCCGCUGCCAUCCCAAUGA
Molecule: messenger RNA, 1302 nt
Organism: Brassica napus (rape)
Lineage: Eukaryota; Viridiplantae; Streptophyta; Magnoliopsida; Brassicales; Brassicaceae
Exons: 2
Coding region: 1-1302 (433 amino acids)
Source: RefSeq, a predicted model, not a curated record